CAGCAGUCUCUGGUCAUUCCCUGCACUGUCUGCAGUCUCUGGUCAUCCCCUGCACUGUCUGCAGUCUCUGGUCAUCCCCUGCACUGUCUACAGUCUCUGGUCAUUCCCUGUACUGUCUGCAGUCUCUGGUCAUCCUCUGCACUGUCUGCAGUCUCUGGUCAUCCCCUGCACUGUCUGCACCACUGUCUGCAGUCUCUGGUCAUCCCCUGCACUGUCUGCAGUCUCUGGUCAUCCCCUGUACUAUGUCCGCAGUCUCUGGUCAUCCCCUGUACUGUGUCCGCAGUCUCUGGUCAUUUCCUGUACUAUGUCCGCAGUCUCUGGUCAUCUCCUGUACUGUGUCCGCAGUCUCUGGUCAUUCCCUGUACUGUGUCCGCAGUCUCUGGUCAUCUCCUGUACUGUGUCCGCAGUCUCUGGUCAUCUCCUGUACUGUGUCCGCAGUCUCUGGUCAUUCCCUGUACUGUGUCCGCAGUCUCUGGUCAUCUCCUGUACUGUGUCCGCAGUCUCUGGUCAUCCCCUGUACUGUGUCUGCAGUCCAUUGGUUCAGAAUAUUUUUUUUUUUCUUGUUUUUCGCCUCUAAAACCUAGGUGCGUCUUAUGGUCA
Molecule: messenger RNA, 600 nt
Organism: Staurois parvus
Lineage: Eukaryota; Metazoa; Chordata; Amphibia; Anura; Ranidae
Source: the annotation of a GenBank genome assembly